This is a messenger RNA of Capsella rubella, 1255 nucleotides long. RefSeq lists its product as uncharacterized. The record is from RefSeq and is a predicted model, not a curated record. The coding region runs from base 176 to 811 and encodes 211 amino acids. The transcript is spliced from 5 exons. NCBI's taxonomy places the organism in Eukaryota, Viridiplantae, Streptophyta, Magnoliopsida, Brassicales, Brassicaceae.
UCCCAAACUAUAUACAUAUAUAUAUAUGGAUUUUAUAAAUAUAUCCUACCCAUUAAAUAUGCCACGGAGAUUUUUCUUCUUCUCCACUUUUCGCCACCAUUUCUUCUCUUCUCCUUCUCUCUCUUUCUCUCUCUCUCCCUCUCUCUCAAAUCGGUGGAAGGUCCAACAUUAGACUAUGACCGGCGGAGACUGGAUACACGAAGCCAUGUGUGAUGAUUCAUUGGUGGCGGAGGCUCUGAUCUGCCUCUUACAUGCUGAGCCCUCACCUCCUGGGAUGACGAGCGGCGGCGCGUCGGAUCUCAAGCUGAAGUGGACCGUGCGUCAGAGGAGGACCAAGGCGGCGUCGUUGAGGAAGAAGGGAGAUCAUGACACCCGUGCUAGUCCCACCACGCCACUUUCCUGGAGCGGUGCCACUUCUUUUAGCGGCGGUGCUGCUGCUGCUGCUGAUGGUUUUGAGGAGUCAAGCCGUGCUGUGAAACUCUCUGAGGCCGUUAGAUCUAAGAUAUCUCAAACGAAUGUAACAACAACCACCCCUUUCAAGAGAUCAAGAAAGAAAAAGACGCUUGCUCAACUUAAAGAAGAGGAGAGUUUGCUCUUAAAAGAAAAGAAAGGCUUGAAAAAUGAACUCGCAAGUAUGCGGGAUCUGCUCAAGCAACAAAGAGCAAGAAACGAGUCUUUAAAGAAGAAGAUGCAGGCUGAAUCACAAAAGAAUGAGGAUUCCUCCUUCUUGCUCCCUGACCUUAACAUUCCUCUGGAUAACAACAACCCGAGCCCUGAAAGUCUCUAUGGAAGCAGAGCUGAUAUUAUAUAACUACGAGACACAACAACCCAUCAAAACAUAUUCUUUUGUCGUUGACACGUUUUCUAGACUACGCAUAACUGUAACUAUAUAUGAUAUGGCUAAGAAUAUAGAUAGAUAAUCGUCGACUCUUCUCAUCCCCUUUGGCUUUGCAGACGGAUAAAAAGAUUAUGAUGACAGAGGAGAGGAGACUAGUUAUUUUUUCUUAUAAAAAGUUCUUUUUGGUGUUUUUCUUAUAGUAGGAUACCAAAUCGUCCUAGGUUGUAGCAAGUUUUUGCUCUUGCCAAUCUUUUGUUGUCUUUUGCUUCUUUUCCCACCUUUUGUCAUAAGAUGAGAGAUGUUGUAAUUAAUAAUUUACUAAUCAUCUUCCACGUAUGUAAUACUGUCAAGUGCCAAGUGCAUUUCUUCCUUGAUUGUUUUCUUUUUCCUAAUCACAUUCACAUGGGACUUUCCAUC